GUUCAAUCAGCAAUAUUAAUGACAAAAUUGUUUUGUAAACUUAGUUACUCUGAAUAGAUAUCAGUGGAGAGAUCGCUGGAGAGUCUCGUGUUGCUCUCUUUUGUCAUGUUUUCUCUCACACCCAUCUCAUCUGUAUAAAUACUGAAUCUGCAAGAAAGGAAGGAGAAGAGAGUUUGGAGAUCCAAAAGUUUGCCUCAGGAUGAUCAGAAUAGCCCAGCUAUUGUGUCUUGCUGGCCUUCUUCUACAGUGUGAAGGUCAGGGUCUCCAAACAUGCCUCACUCACCCCACAUACAGACCGGCAGAAAAUGCCGAUAUAACAGUGGUGUGUGGAACCAAUAAUAUGUUUUUAAGAGUUCUCAUUUGUCCAAUGUAUUUCGGGGGGUACAACGAAUCACUAAUGGCGCUCAAUGCUAAGUUUAACGUCCCAUCCUGCUAUGGAGUAGCGGACUGGACUGUCAAUCCUCCUGUCUUGCAGUUUAACUUCUCAAUCUCUCAGGAGGCGCUCACCCUCUGUGGCAACAAUAUGAACAUUACAAGUCAAGUGGGAUCAGGAAUUUUCUCAGACUUCUCCCAAAUCCAGUCCGUAAAUGUGUCCGGAUUAAUCAACUCCUGGGAUCCCAGCACCAGCACUAUCACUUACAGGCAACAACUGAUGUACCAGUUUUCGUGUCUGUAUCCACUGCAGUAUUUAGUCAACAACACUGAGCUCAGCGUGUCAGGAGUGAGUCUAGCAGUAAAGGACAACAAUGGCACAUUCAUCAGUACUCUAAGCAUGGGACUUUUCAGUACUGCCGACUAUUCUACCAGACUCCUGAUACCAGGAUCUGGGCUGCAGUUAAAGACUCGCAUAUAUGUGCAGGUCAAGGCAACAAAUCUUACAAACAAGUUCAAUGUGUUGCUGGACCGUUGUUAUGCCACAACAAGCCCAUAUCCAGCCUCCAGCACCUCUUAUGAUCUUUUUGUUGGGUGUAUUCGUGAUGCCCAGACAAGGAUUGAUUGGAAUGGGAUGUCUCAGGUAGCUCAGUUCUCCUUUGAGGCCUUCCGCUUUGUGGAACACAAAAACCUGUCCAUCUCCACUUUCUACCUGCAUUGUGCUACCCGACUCUGUGAGAACUCCACUUGCGCCUCCUUGCUUCCGAGAUGCACUAGGAAAAGAGAAGUACAAGCUCCAGAGUACAACACUACAUCUGAUGUUGCCACUAUCACCUCAGGACCAAUCACAACAAGAGUUGACAACAGUGGCCCUUUGACCAGUAGACUUACCGCAUCAGCAUCCGUCCCUCAGCUCACGUAUGUUGGUGUAGCCACUGGCUUGCUGAGCUUCUUUCUAUUUGACUGGUUGUCUACAUCAGGACUUGCACAGUGAUCUACAUCAGGAUUCAGGAAUUCCUCAUCACUUGACUGAACAUAACGUUUUUUAGAAGAUAUCUCACCUGUUACAUAAAUGUGAGAAAAUUUAUUAUGUGUCGGUUAUUAGCUCUUCUAUUUUCCAAUUUAAUGAGGUAAAUAGACUAUGGUCUUGUAAUUUUUAUUUUCUUUUUGUUCUCUGUUCUAUGAUUUUUUAAUGAGAACAAGAAAAAAAGAAACAUAUUCACUAUGUAGUUUACAUAUUUUUGUGCUUUCGUAAAGUCUAUAAUGCAUGUAAAACUGCUUUGGGGACUAUGAAUGUAACAAUUUAACAUUUAAACUUGAAUAAAAAUAUUAGAACCUG
Molecule: messenger RNA, 1711 nt
Organism: Cyprinus carpio (common carp)
Lineage: Eukaryota; Metazoa; Chordata; Actinopteri; Cypriniformes; Cyprinidae
Product: zona pellucida-like domain-containing protein 1
Cellular component (GO): cell surface
Source: RefSeq, a predicted model, not a curated record